Sceloporus undulatus (fence lizard) is the source of this 6796-nucleotide messenger RNA. It is a transcript of the gene SEL1L, whose product is annotated as SEL1L adaptor subunit of ERAD E3 ubiquitin ligase. Gene Ontology annotation, molecular function: protein binding. Gene Ontology annotation, cellular component: endoplasmic reticulum membrane. The record is from RefSeq and is a predicted model, not a curated record. The transcript is spliced from 21 exons. Lineage: Eukaryota; Metazoa; Chordata; Lepidosauria; Squamata; Phrynosomatidae. Bases 77 to 2455 code for a protein of 792 amino acids. Gene Ontology annotation, biological process: ERAD pathway.
UUGGUGGGCGGAGCCUGAGACAGCGUAGCCUGGCUUCCUCCUCCUCUCGCUUCACAGCGGAGGCAUCAGGCGCGCCAUGGAGCGGCGAUGGUGGUUCGUACGGGCGGCGUCUGUGUUGCUGUUGGCGGCGGGGCUGUGCUUGGCUGCAGCGGAUGAAGAAGGAGCUCAGGAAGAGUCCUUUGAAUCAAAGACAACCUUGCCUUCUGAAGAACAAGUGAAAGACCAUUCAGCAGGAACCCAAGUGGUAGCAGGUCAGAUCUUCAUUGACUCUGAGGAACAAGAAGCACACACUGAAGAAGGAGCAAGUUUCAGGAGCCAAGAGGAAGAGAAGGAAAGGAUUUUGGAGGAGAUAGAUUCUCUAGAACUGUCAACCUUACUAAAUAAGGGCUUGGAAGAGGUAGAAACACAAAAACCAGUUUUGACAGCUAUUGGUGGAACUGCAGAUGGUGAACCAUGCCACUUCCCUUUUCUAUUCCUGGAAAAGGAGUACUCAGAGUGUACUGUGGAUGGGAGAGAAGAUGGCAGGCUCUGGUGUGCAACAACUUAUGACUACAAAAGUGACCAAAAGUGGGGAUUCUGUGAGACUGAAGAGCAAUCUAAUAAGAGAAGGCAAAUGCAAGAGGCAGAGGAUGUUUACCAAAGUGGGAUGAAAAUCCUUAAUGAAAGCAGUAAAAAAGCUCAAAAGAAAGAAGCCUAUCAGUAUCUUCUGAGAGCAGCUGAUAUGAAUCAUACAAAGGCGAUGGAAAAAGUGUCUUAUGCUAUGUUGUUUGGAGACUACCUGAAGCAAAACAUUCAGUCAGCUAAAGAACUCUUUGAGAAAUUAACUGAAGAAGGUUCUCCUAAAGGGCAGACAGCCCUUGGAUUUCUCUAUGCGUCUGGCCUUGGUGUUGAUUCCAGCCAGGCUAAGGCACUGGUUUAUUACACUUUUGGAGCUCUUGGAGGAAAUCUGAUAGCCCAUAUGAUUUUGGGCUACCGGUACUGGGCUGGGAUAGGAGUUCUUCAGAGCUGUGAAUCUGCACUUACACAUUAUCGUCUAGUAGCCAACCAUGUGGCAAGUGACAUCUCUCUGACAGGAGGCACAGUAGUACAGAGAAUUCGCCUGCCAGAUGAAGUAGAAAAUCCAGGAAUGGCAAGUGGAAUGCUAGAGGAAGAUUUGAUACAAUAUUACCAGUUUCUUGCUGAAAAGGGAGAUGUUCAAGCACAGGUUGGACUUGGGCAAUUACAUCUGCAUGGAGGAAGAGGAGUAGAGCAAAAUCAUCAGAGAGCUUUUGAAUACUUCAAUCAAGCAGCUGGUGCUGGCAACUCCCAUGCAAUGGCAUUUUUGGGGAAGAUGUACUCAGAAGGAAGUGAUAUUGUACCUCAGAACAAUGAAACUGCUCUUCAAUACUUCAAGAAAGCUGCUGAUAUGGGUAAUCCAGUAGGACAGAGUGGACUGGGAAUGGCUUAUCUGUAUGGAAGAGGUGUUCCAGUGAAUUAUGAGUUGGCACUUAAAUAUUUCCAGAAGGCAGCAGAACAAGGAUGGGUGGAUGGACAGCUUCAGCUGGGCUCCAUGUAUUACAAUGGAAUUGGAGUCAAGAGAGACUAUAAGCAAGCUUAUAAGUAUUUUAAUAUGGCUUCCCAGGGAGGCCAUAUUCUAGCCUUCUAUAACCUGGCACAGAUGCAUGCCACUGGCACAGGUGUGAUGCGUUCCUGUCAUACUGCAGUCGAGCUAUUUAAGAAUGUCUGUGAAAGAGGACGUUGGUCUGAGAGGCUUAUGGCUGCCUACAACAGUUACAAAGAUGGUGAUACAAAUUCUGCAGUUGUUCAGUAUCUUCUAUUGGCAGAACAAGGCUACGAGGUUGCACAAAGCAAUGCUGCCUUUAUUCUUGAUCAGAAAGAGGCUAGCAUAAUAGAAGAGAAUGAGACUUACCCUAGAGCUUUACUUCACUGGAACAGAGCAGCUUCUCAAGGUUAUACUGUUGCUAGACUGAAACUUGGUGAUUACCACUUCUAUGGGUUUGGCACUGAAAUCGAUUAUGAAACAGCAUUUAUUCACUACCGCCUGGCAACAGAGCAACAGCACAGUGCCCAAGCUAUGUUUAAUUUAGGGUAUAUGCAUGAGAAAGGGCUUGGAAUCAAGCAGGAUAUACAUCUUGCAAAACGCUUCUAUGACAUGGCAGCUGAUGCUAGUCCAGAUGCUCAGGUCCCUGUCUUCCUUGCACUCUGUAAACUAGGAAUCAUUUAUGCCUUCCAGUAUGUACAGGAAACUAAUAUCAAAGAGGUGUUCUCACAUCUUGACAUGGACCAGCUCUUGGGCCCUGAGUGGGACCUCUACCUCAUGACCAUCAUUGCUUUGCUUCUGGGUACAAUUAUAGCUUACAGGCAGAGGCAACAUCAGGCAAUCCCAAGGCCUGCAGGGCCGCGGCCAGCUGUGCCUCCCCAGGAGCCUGCGCCAGAACAUCAGGCAGCACAGUAGCAGAACCAGGGGUCUUAGUGAAGCAAACUGGAUUUUCAACCUGGAACAGCUCAUGUGAUUUUGUGACACCAGAUCAAAUGGCCACAUCUGCAAGAGAUACACAUACACACAUUCUGAAAACAGUUUAGAGCUAUGCCUUUUUUUCAGGGAUGAGCAUCUUUCUUCAAGAUGGAGUUGAAUGUUAUUUCAGUGCCAAUGGAAUAACAAAGCAGCUUUUUGUGAAGCAAAAGUGUACUACUUCAAAAGUGAUGCCUGCUGUAUCCACAUUGUUCAGUGCUCUUUUGAAUUAUUCCUCAAUAGGUUGAACGCCCUGUGGAAGUUGCACUAAACAGAAAGGAAAAUAUUGUGUAGCUCAGUACAAGAAAAUCAGGCCUGUGCUUUUCCACUAAGUAGUUUUUUAAAAGGGUGCUCUUAUCAAAGUGCAUUCUGCAUUUUGAUAAACUUUGAUUUACUUUCUGGCUCUCCCAAUUAUUUCUAAAUCAUUUUAAUCCCUUAUUAGUAUGUUGCACCCUUUUGAUGCUGUAACUUGGGUCUACCAGUCAUAAGAAGGAUAUAAAGACAAUCAGUAAAUAUGGUAAAUAUACUUCAGAUUCUCUGUGCUCUGUAGGUAUCCUUCCUAUUUUGGAUAUAGUCUUUUCCUAAUAGCAGGGAUUGAGGUAUGAAUUGCACUAUCAAAGAGAAAAUUUAAUUUAACAGCAACAACAAAAAACCACAAUGUGUGUAAAACUCAGAUAUGUUUGAUUAAGCCUGCCUACAACUUGCAGUGUUCUCCUGCCAUCCCCCAAAUACACAAGGUAACUUUUUUCAGUCUUUCUUUUCUUAAUUGUUCCACAAAUAUGCCAAGAUUAGCCAAGCAGUGGACUGGAAAAAGUACCAAUUUUAAUCAAUUUCAGAAAACCCCUUUAAUACAGUCUCAUAUUCAUUCUCUCUCUCUCUCUCUCUCUCUCUCUCUCUCUCUCUCUCUCUCGCAUUUGUAGCUGCUUUACUUUUCAGUUUCAUCAUGAUCCAGUUUUAAUGAGCUAGACUUAAUUAAAUAUCAUAGUGGCAGGGGAUUGUGGAGCUAUUUGAUAUGUAAUCUGCAUACCUCUCUAAAAUACAUAAUCUUUUUUUUUAAAAAAUGCACAUGCAGUCUAGCGUGCAUAGCACUAUAUUAGCAUAUACUAAACUGUUCUAAAGGUAUUAGUUAAUAACAGUCUUACCAUUUAGAUUAUGCCAGUUUGACAGCAGAAUUCCCUGUGACAGUCCUGAUCUGAGUAGAGGACAUGUGGUUUUUAACCUUCUUGCAGAUUGGGGCUGUUCAUUAGAGAGAUUGUGGGGAUGUCUAAAGCUGAAUGUCACAAAGCAGGAACUAAGGGUUGAGUUACAGUGGAAAAUAUAAUUCAAAAGUUUGCCAUGCUAUGAAAUCAACUAAAACAUGUUCUAGGCAGUGACAUGAUUGUGGGAUUCAUGUUUUUUAACAUAUUGUUCUUUUUAAAAUAACACAGAUUAAAACUACAAGAAUAGCUUUCUGAGGACUAAAAAACAUGUUCCUUUCUACUACUACAGUAGCAGGAGCAGAUGUCUGUUUCUAUAGAGCAUCAUAUUAGCUGCCUGUCCUCUUGAAAGCAUUGUUGCUUUUGAGUCACAUUCUUUAGAAGGUAGCUCUCAUGUGGAUCAUUUAAGAAGGAUACAACCUACCUUUCCACAGAGCUUUUGUUAGGUAAGCAUUUGAUUUAUAUUUGGAGCAACAGGGGCAUCUUCUAAAAUGAAAGACACUAUGUCUCUCAGAUGUAAGGAUAGUGUUGAACAAGACUGCCUUGCUAGUAAUUUAUUCUAGAAAUUCUGGGAAGAACUUCUAGCAGCAGGACAUUUUGUGGCAUAACAACAGUAUUGUGAAGAUAGAAAAUCUUGUGUGGAACCUUGGAACAUUUUGCACCCAGCAAAUAGAUGAGAUUAAAAUCUCUUACCAUGAAUAAAAGUAUCCAUAAUUUUGACAAAAAGGAACUGGCACAGUUGAAAGUAUCUAUACAGGCUGCAGUUUAGAGGAGCAAUCUGCAUGGUGAAACAAUUAUUUUUUUACCAUUUCAGGAGUUCUCACAGCCCUAGAGACAAACUUCAUAAUAAAACCUGCAACUAUGAAAAUGUUCAACUUGUUAGAAAUGGUGGUUGCAAAUAUUUGUAAUUUGUGUAAAGUACUAUAGCAGAAAUCCAAAAAUACUUAAUUUUAUUGAUAUUUAAACAGUGACAGAAUUCUUCAUGUUUCAUUGGAAUAAAAUGUCACUUCUCUGGGUCACAGUAACUACAUAGUAUUCAUGUAUUUCCAAAGUCUUUUAGCACCAAUGUUACAUUUAAUUGCUAUUGUAGAUACAUGUUGCACUCCUAUUUUUUUUUUUCAUUGAUGGAAGGACACGAUGGUUUGGUUUCUCUGUUAUCUCCAUCUAAAUGAAGCACCCAUUGCCACAUAUGCAGUUAAAAACUUUGAGAAAUAACCAAACCACCUGAUUUCUUCCCUACCAAUGGUGGAAAAAAAUCAAAAUAAGCAAUAAGCAAUUUGUUUUCUCAGAUUCUGCUAUUGCUGAGUCUAUUUAAAGGAAAUCCAUUAUGGAUGUGACAUAGUAGAAUACAUAGAAAAACAUCAAGUUAACUCAGGGAUUUAAGAACGUUGCGUAGACCUAGGUUAUCUGACAAGAAUUUGAUAUCUUUGAAUACCCUCUUCUAUUCUUUCUUAACCUUUUAAAAUUUCUUUCAAACUAGAUCUAGCAUUUGUCAGUAUGAAAAUUGCUCGCAUUCAGCUGGUACUAGGAAAAUAGGCCUUGACUUGUAAGUUUUCUUGUGGGUUGUGAUCUUAGUGAGUAUCCACUUAACUGUGCAAGGGAUGCCUUGUUAGAAGUAAAGGGAGGAACAGCCUUAUAGGACCUAGUUUUAAAUGUGUUAAUUGACAUAAAUGAAACGGUUGAGUUCGGUCUGUGAAAAUAUCCCAAAAGCAGAGGCUGUGCAAUGAAAAGUUGUCUCCUUUACCACCACCAUCCCCCCGAAUAAAUAUUUUUGUCCAGGAAGGAUUAGAACAUAUAAAGGAACUGACUGAAAAGUUACUAAAAACCUCUCAGUUUGUAACAUCUUUAAAAGUUGCUUAAGUAGGUGUUCUGAAUGUGAGCAGCAUGUUUCACAGAACAGGAUUAUAUUUUGCUUUGAUAAACAUUGCAUACCUGAAUGUAAGUAGUGCUCUUCAUGUUUACAGAAAUUUGUCCUGAGACUUGCACAUAGAGAAAUAAUAGUCUUUGAGUGGGGAGUUACACAAGUCUUCAAUCGCUAAACUGGGAACGAACAGGUUAUUUUAAAUAAUAGUUGCUGUUUUGCCACAGAUCUGUGUUGAGGCUUGUAGGUUCUGCCUUUGUCUUCUUGGUAGCCGUCACACGUAUAGCAUAAAUCAGAUAUGCACAGUGUGGUUGUGUGUGAGCGAAGAUUGCACUAUUGUGACUAUUAUCCUUGAGGGAAUAAAGUAAGAGAGAGGAGCUUGCCUUUAAGAGCUAAUGCUGGUGUAUUAGGAAAAGUGUUUCCCACUAAAUAGAAAUGUACAGCACUCCAGCUAAAGGUAGCCAUUUUUUUCAAUGAUAGGUAACCUCAUUGAAACUAAUGAAACAUGUUUGUGACUGAUGUCUGACUUCACAUGAUGCUGAGUUUGGUGCAAAAAUAGAACUUGCAUGAAGAUUCAAGCAAAUUGUAUUGGGUAUAAAAAGUAAUUAGCUCUUGUAUGUGCGACAAUAGGGCAUCAGUGUCAUGCAUCUCAUCCAGAGAUCUUUGAUGCAACUGAUGUGUUCCCUUAAUUUCAGUGGAACUGAGGUUGCUGUCCUGUGCACUCUUGCCUGGUUCUAUGUCUCUUUUGACACAGCAGGACUUACUUCUGAGUAAAAUCAUUCAGGAUCAGGCUGAAAGUCAUGGUAAUUUGAAGCUAGAUUAGGGCCAGAACUUGCACCCUGAUAUUUCUAAAGAAGAUUAAAUUCCAUCUAAUUUGAUUACAAGGAUGGAAAGUCUCCCAGUUCUUUGCUAUUUUAAACAGAGCAUGAUAAACAGAAUUUUCCCAGAUUUUUAAAAGGUCGGUAUGAUUACAGAAAUGCAACUGAAUAUGUACAGUUGGAGAGGGCUAGUGAGAAAAGUUUUUUGUCUACUGUUAGCCCAAGAUGCUAAGAGUAUAUAAGGAGUUUUGUACAUUUUAUUUUGUAUUUAAAAUGAUGCAGUAUAAAGGCUGGAAAAGUGUAAUAUAAAUGUGUAAACAAAUCCUGUUAAUAGAAAGGUGUACAGAUUCAUUUUGUACUAUAUCUUGUUGAAUAAAUAUGCCACUUUUGUGAUUGGCCUGUAAUGCUA